AUUUGCUCUCAACUUUUAAAACUUUAAACCCUCCGUCGGAACGGACUCUCGGAAUUUUAUCUUUCAUCGGAGCGCCUCUGUUUUCUCUUCAGUGGGUAGAGAGAGAAAAAAGCGCGAUUUCUAGAGAGAGAAAGAAAGCGAGCUCAGAGGCACAGAGAGAGAGGCUCGUGCUUUCUAGGGUUAGGUUCCUUUUCUAUGUAGAAGUUUAAAAAGAAAAAGAAAAAGAAGCUCCGAGCUUAAUUAGACGUUAAAGGCAGCGAUUCUAGCUUUAUUGUUAUUCAUUAUUAUUAAAUUUCUUUUCUUGGAUGAAUUUUCUUGGGAAAAUUUAGCGUCGACUGUAAGUUGCUUUUGUGUUGUGUUUAUCUGGUUUCCUUGGCUGUAAAUUCCUUUUAUAAGCCGACGAGGCUUCCAGCUCAAGCAAAGUUGUUCAUACAAGUUUGACAAGAGAGUUCGUUUUCGCAAUUUAUAUUCGGAAACAAAAAGAAAAGCCUUGCCAUCGGUCAGAAAAUUGACUCCUUUUCUUUCCAAACAAUUUUACUUUUUUCUUUCCUUUUAUAAUAUAAAUUCGUGAAGUAGUGCUGGUGGAAGUAGAAGAAUCUUCUCUGAAUGUUUAGUCUGGAUAAGAAAGCUUCAGUCUUUAUAGGAAUUGGGUUUUUUUGUGAUGGUGGUUUGAGGGAUGCUAUGGAAAUUGAAGCAAAUGUUCACUGAACCUUGAUGAAGAGCCGGAGUAUCGGAUUGGGAUAAUGUCAAUUGUGUGAUUAAGCAUCGUGGAAAGGAAGGGGUUGAAAUGAGGAAUUCGGGUAUCAUUUGAGAGUUGCAGCAUGAAUUGCAGCGUGAACAACGGAGGAAGAGGAGAGAGGGAGCAUGAGCAAACGGUUUUGCGAAGGUCGGUGGAGGUUGAACCGAUAUUGGUCCCGCAGCAGCUGACGAUCGAUGAGAACUUGUUGGUUGACCCGAAGUUGUUGUUUAUCGGGUCGAAAAUCGGCGAAGGAGCACAUGGGAAAGUUUAUGAAGGAAGGUACCGUGAUCGAAUUGUUGCUAUCAAAGUCCUCCAUCGUGGGAGUACUUCUGAAGAAAGAGCUGCACUUGAGAGUCGUUUUGCUCGUGAAGUUAAUAUGAUGUCUAGGGUAAAACAUGAAAAUCUUGUCAAGUUUAUUGGAGCUUGCAAGGAUCCUCUAAUGGUGAUAGUUACUGAGCUAUUACCCGGGAUGUCACUCCGGAAGUACCUGAUGAGUAUUCGUCCAAAUCCAUUAGAACUCCAUGUGGCAAUUAAAUUUGCUCUUGAUAUCGCUCAUGCGAUGGAAUGUUUACAUGCCAAUGGGAUUAUCCAUAGAGAUCUGAAACCUGACAAUUUAUUGCUUACGGAAAAUCAGAAACAUGUAAAGCUUGCGGAUUUUGGUCUUGCAAGAGAAGAAAGCGUGACAGAGAUGAUGACAGCAGAAACUGGGACUUACCGUUGGAUGGCUCCAGAGCUGUAUAGCACUGUGACCUUACGUCAGGGAGAGAAGAAGCAUUACAAUAACAAGGUUGAUGUAUAUAGCUUUGGGAUUGUCUUAUGGGAAUUAUUGACCAACCGCAUGCCCUUUGAAGGCAUGUCCAAUUUGCAGGCUGCUUAUGCUGCUGCUUUCAAGCAAGAGAGGCCUCGACUUCCGGAGGAUAUAUCCCCUGAUCUUGCCUUUAUCAUCCAGUCAUGUUGGGUUGAAGACCCUAAUUUAAGGCCUACCUUCAGCCAGAUCAUCCGCAUGCUCAACUCAUUCCUCUUCAAACUGUCACCACCCUCACCGCCUAUACCAGAUACCGACUCCAACGAAGCAGCAGCAAGUAAUGGUACCAUGAGUGAAUUAUCUGUUCGGACAAGAGGGAAGUUUGCUUUCCUUAGGCAACUGUUCAAUGCUAAGAGGACCAAGAACUCACAAUGAGCAGUCAAUUUUUUUUUCGAAACCAUCAAUUUGUUCCAACUGGCAGAACAGUCUUGCGAUAGUAGAUACAAUUUUUAGCGAAUUUAUGAUUGAUUACCUUAAAAGA
Messenger RNA from Prunus avium (sweet cherry), 2025 nucleotides. Its product is annotated as Protein kinase superfamily protein. Gene Ontology annotation, molecular function: protein kinase activity; ATP binding. The record is from RefSeq and is a predicted model, not a curated record. Gene Ontology annotation, biological process: signal transduction; protein phosphorylation. Lineage: Eukaryota; Viridiplantae; Streptophyta; Magnoliopsida; Rosales; Rosaceae. Gene Ontology annotation, cellular component: cytoplasm.